AAAGGUAAUUGAAACCAACCCUAAGCUCCUUGUUUUUCCGCUUCAAAGGUAACCCCGAUUAUUGUUGACUUAAGCAUCGGAGUGUCUACCCCGAGGAUCCACCUCGGGGCUUUGCAGGUCAAUCUAGAGUGCAGAUACGGACUGAAGAAGGACUUCCGGUUUGGUGCAGUUACAUUUUUGGCGCCGUCUGUGGGAAACUAAACUAAAGGCUCUUUUGUUGCUCUUAUCAUGGUGAAAACUAGGUCAGCCCGAGGUGGAAACUCGUCUCAGCCUCUUGGACGAGGUCAGGUUCCCAGCAACCUUCCGCCUCAUCCCCCACCCCCAAUCCCAAAUACGGUCCCUCCUGUGGACCAUGCAGAAGGAGAAGACGAAAAUCAACCACACAAUUCGGUUAGCAACUCAGCCUCUACUGCUAACCAAGACGUAGUCGCAACUCAGCUCGCUGCCAUGCAGCAGCAGUUUGCCCCACCACAAGAUCCUGACCCAGUUCAACAUGCUCCCCCUGUUAGUGAAUCUCAGGGCCAAUCUCACAUCGCACCAGUUAUGCAACCCCCUCGUGAUGAUGUCACUCGACGUUUAGAUAGCUUAGAAAAGCUAGUGGUCGAACAGCGAGGCAUCCUACCUCCACACCCUGCUGCUGACUCCAUACCUCACCCUCUCAACACCAAUAUUAUACUGGAACCCUACCCCGCUGGCUUCCGAAUACCACAUCUUGAAACUUAUGAUGGGACGAAGGACCCCGAUGAUCAUCUACAUGCUUUUUACUCUUGCAUGCAGGCCCAGAAUGCCUCUGACGCAUUGAUGUGCAAAAUCUUUCCCUCUACUCUCCGAGGUAAUGCUCGAACCUGGUACUACAGUCUGCCUCCGAGAUCAAUCAACUCAUACACAGAACUGGCAUCUGCUUUUGCCACAAAGUUUUCCAGUAAAAGGCUGAUCAGGAAAACCACUUCUGAGCUGAUGCGGGUUAGGCAGAGGGACGGAGAGUCUUUGAAGAAUUUUAUGAGCAGAUUCAAUGAUGCAGUGCUAGAGGUUAACUCUUUCGACCAAGCAGUGGGCAUUACAGCUGUGAUCUCGGGUCUCGGCCAUGAAAGAUUCAGAGACAGUCUGCUUAAACAUCCUGCCACCACCUUCAGUGAGGUAAACAAUAGAUCGUUGAAAUUCAUAACGGCUGAGGAAUACGCCCUGUCGCAACACCUAACUCCUAUUAAGAGCCAACACCCGGACUGGAGAGAUGAGAAUCCGAACAGGAAACGGAUGAAGACAACACAGAACAGAGGUCCGAUGUCGACUUCCACCCCGAGAUUCGGAAGGCCGAACUCAGCACCUCCGCAACAACCUACAGGUAAACCUCCAGUUAAUUGGACUCCUUUUAAUUUGCCGAGGUCACAAAUUUUUAUGCAGAUUAAGAAUAAAAUGGACUUACGACGUCCGGGUCCAAUGAAAACUGCUGCUGCUACCAGAGACCAUACUAGAUACUGUGAUUUUCACCAAGAUCACGGUCAUACAACAGAGCAAUGUAAUAGUCUGAGGUUCGAACUGGAAAGUCUGGCACAGAAAGGAAUGUUGAAUGAGUAUAUCCAGAGAGUGGAACAGCCAAGGUUUGUCAGAGAACAAGGGCCACAGCAUCAAGCAAUCCGCAAUCCCCCAAAUAGACAAGGUGUGGGAUAUCAGCAAGCCCCACCCCCACUCCCACCACCAGCUAGAGUCAUACACAUGAUUACGGAAGGUCUGGAAGCUGGUGGACUGAGCUCUAAGCAGCGGAAGCUGUAUGUCAGAGAGGUUAGGCAUCAGAACCGAGCUCAGAAACGAAAAUUUGACGAUGCUGAGUGGAAGAAUCAACCCAUCACUUUCAUGUCUGCUGAUCUUGAAACAAUUGUCACACCUCACAAUAAUCCUCUAGUCACUUCUGUCACAAUCAACAAUUGUGAGGUGCAGCGUGUCCUUGUUGACACCGGGAGUGCACCAGACAUCAUGUACUUCCAUUGUUUUGAGAGUCUUGGGAUAGAUCCAGCUCUGUUGCAGCGGUAUGAUGGUCUCAUCUAUGGGUUCAACAACCAACCAGUUCUAGUUGAAGGAGUCCUCACCAUGAAUGUUGCCUUUGGAAGUGGCCGCAGUUAUGUGACCCAUUCAGUAAGGUUUUUAGUGGUCAAGAUGGCGUCCUCUUUCAACGCUGUCAUUGGCCGACCUACACUGACUGAGAUCCGAGCCGUGGUUUCCCAGUCUCAUCUAUGCAUGAAGUUCCCAACUCCUACGGGAAUAGCAACACUGCGAGGCAACCAGGAGGUAGCCCGACAUUGUUAUAUCACCUCGGUGACACAACCUUAGAAGAGCAAGGCUCAGACACCCGAGAUU
Rubroshorea leprosula is the source of this 2352-nucleotide messenger RNA. The record is from the annotation of a GenBank genome assembly. Lineage: Eukaryota; Viridiplantae; Streptophyta; Magnoliopsida; Malvales; Dipterocarpaceae.